Messenger RNA from Juglans regia (Persian walnut), 1113 nucleotides. RefSeq names its product potassium transporter 1-like. Gene Ontology annotation, molecular function: potassium ion transmembrane transporter activity. Gene Ontology annotation, biological process: potassium ion transmembrane transport. The coding region runs from base 1 to 1113 and encodes 370 amino acids. The record is from RefSeq and is a predicted model, not a curated record. Lineage: Eukaryota; Viridiplantae; Streptophyta; Magnoliopsida; Fagales; Juglandaceae. The transcript is spliced from 6 exons. Gene Ontology annotation, cellular component: membrane.
AUGGCCAAUGAUGAUGUAGUAGAAGCCAUGGCUGAAGUAUUGAAGGAAGAAGAUUCCAUGGAGCUCAAAGAGCAGAAAAAAAAUUCAUGGCAAAGGUUACAGAGACAUGACUCUCUGGACAUCGAGUCCAGCUUGUUUCCAGGCCAUGACUCCAAGGCUGUGAAAUGGUCAGUGAUAUUGCAUCUAGCAUUCCAAAGUAUUGGCGUGGUGUACGGGGACAUUGGAACGUCUCCACUGUACGUGUAUGCGAGCACCUUCACAGAUGGCAUCAAGGACAACGAUGACAUCUUGGGAGUUCUUUCUCUCAUCUUUUAUACUCUCACCUUGAUUCCUCUCUUCAAAUAUGUCUUGAUUGUCUUACAGGCCAACGAUAAUGGCGAAGGAGGGACGUUUGCCUUGUACUCUCUCAUAUGCCGGUAUGCCAAGGUAGGUUUGAUACCCAAUCAGCAGGCCGAGGACGCUGACUUGUCAAAUUACCAGAUGGAGUUGCCAAACAAAGGUCUACAGAGGGCAUCGAGGCUCAAGUCCAGGCUAGAGAAUAGCAACUUUGCUAAGUACUUCCUCUUGUUUGCCUCAAUGCUUGGUACUUCCAUGGUGAUAGGGGACGGCGUUCUCACUCCCUGUAUUUCAGUUUUAUCGGCUGUUGAUGGGAUUAAGAUAAAGGCCCCACAUGCAAUGACAGAAGAUAGGAUUGUUUGGAUAUCAGCGGCGAUCUUGGUGCUACUAUUCAUGGUACAAAGAUUUGGAACAGACAAAGUGGGCUACAGCUUUGCUCCGAUCAUCUGCGUUUGGUUUGCCUUAAUCGGUGGCAUUGGCGUUUACAAUUUCAUCAUAUACGAUCCAACUGUUGCUAAAGCCAUAAAUCCAAAGUACAUCGUAGAUUAUUUUCGGAGGAAUAAAAAAGCUGCUUGGGUUUCCCUUGGUGGUAUUGUACUCGCUAUAACAGAAGAACUUGAGAGUGCCAAGGUCCUUGAUUCUGAAUUGAGAAUGCAAGUGAGCUUUUUCUUGGUUAAUUGCCUUAAUGUUGGGGCUGCCUAUGACUAUGUCAUCAACAUAAACAAGGAAGGCUAUGAAACCAUUCUCAUCAUUUUUGGUGAAGAAAGAGUAGUCUGA